AGAAGGCACAAGCAUAAACAUGGGUUUGACAAAAACGUCGUUGCUUUUCAAUUUUCUCUUCGUUCUUUAUUUCCAACACAACUUUGUUUCCGUUGUAGACUCACGAUCCUUACGUCUAGCCUCCGUUGACACCAGCCAUGUUUCCACCAUAUCCAAGCCAGAAAGAGUUAUUGGCUACGUUGGAAAGACGCCGAAAUUAGCAGUUUAUAUCCGAAAAGGCGGUGGCGGUAAGGGAGGAGGAGGACGUGGUGGCGGUAAGGUAGGAGGAGGACGUGGUGGCGGAUACGACCGUCUAAGGCAAUCUCGCGGUGGGCUAGGCGGGUAUCCGUUUUUUUCGGGUAUGUCGCACCACCAUCGUUCAAGCGGUAGCCGGAAUCUUGGAAGGCCAAGGUGUGGUUUCGGUUGGUUAGGUUUAUUAUCGGCUUCGGUACUCUGGAUUGAUGCACCAAUGGAGAGUGAAGGAGAAGGAGGUCCAUUUCAGGGAAUACUUCGAGAUAUCGAAGGUAGACGAAGAUGUUACAAACAAGAUUGGAUUCGUGGCAUAAAAACCGGUAUAAGAAUUUUGGCUCCGACUUGCUAUAUUUUCUUUGCAUCGUCUCUUCCUGUAGUUGCCUUUGGUGAGCAAUUAAGUAAACAUACAGGUGGAGCUCUAAGUGCAGUGGAAACAUUAGCUUCUACUUCGAUAUGCGGAAUCAUCCAUGCGAUUUUUGGUGGACAACCAUUGUUGAUACUUGGAGUUGCAGAGCCAACCAUCAUUAUGUAUACUUAUCUUUACAGUUUCUGCAUUAGUAGACCAGAUAUCGGUCGAGAACUUUACCUAGCUUGGGUUGCAUGGGUUUGUGUAUGGACUUCAGUUUUGCUUAUCCUUCUUUCGAUAUUUAACGCGGGCACAAUCAUCACGAGGUUUACGAGAAUCGCUGGGGAACUUUUUGGCAUGUUGAUUGCUGUUCUGUUUUUACAAGAAGCUAUAAAGGGAUUGAUCAGCGAGUUUAACGCCCCCGAAAUUAAAAAUCAAGAAACAGAGAAAUCUCACUUCCUCUUGUUGUAUGCAAAUGGGUUGCUUGCGGUAAUUUUCUCGUUAGGCCUUGUAAUCACCGCGCUAAAGAGUAGGCGAGCGAAAUCAUGGAAAUACGGCUUUGGAUGGCUUCGGAGUUUCAUUGGAGAUUACGGUGUUCCCUUAAUGGUCUUGUUAUGGACGGCAUUGUCUUACACAAUUCCUAGUGAAGUCCUUCCAAGUGUUCCUCGGCGACUGUUCUGUCCUCUUCCUUGGGAGCCAGCUUCAUUGUAUCAUUGGACUGUAAUCAAGGACAUGGGGAAGGUACCGGUAAUGUAUAUCUUUGCUGCGUUUAUACCCGGUGUGAUGAUAGCAGGACUUUACUUCUUCGACCAUAGUGUAGCUUCACAAAUGGCACAACAGAAAGAGUUUAAUCUAAAGAAUCCUUCUGCUUAUCACUAUGACAUCUUCUUGCUUGGAAUUAUGACUUUGAUAUGUGGACUACUUGGACUUCCUCCUUCAAAUGGUGUUCUUCCUCAAGCUCCAAUGCACACCAAGAGUCUUGCGGUUCUCAAUCGUCAACUGACACGAAAGAAAAUGGUGAAGAAAGCAAAGGAGUGUAUGAAAAUGAAAGCUAGCAAAUCAGAAAUAUAUGGGAGAAUGCAAUCAGUGUUUAUAGAGAUGGAGACAUGCCCGCCUCAGGAUAAUUCAGUAGCAACAGAUUUAAAAGAGUUGAAAGAAGUUGUAAUGAGACCAGAAGAAGGAGGCGAUACGAAAGGAAAAUUCGAUCCCGAUGUUCAUAUAGAGGCUAAUUUACCGGUUAGAGUAAACGAGCAAAGACUGAGCAAUCUUUUGCAAUCAGUUCUUGUUGGUUUAACACUUCUUGCAGUGCCAGUCAUCAAAAUGAUCCCAAGUUCUAUACUUUGGGGUUACUUUGCUUAUAUGGCGAUAGACAGUCUCCCGGGAAACCAAUUCUGGGAGAGAUUGUUGCUUCUCUUUAUUCCUCCUAGCCGUCUUUUCAAAGUCUUGGAAGGAGUACAUGCUUCAUUUGUGGAGUUAGUACCAUACAGAGUGAUUGUAACAUUCACACUUUUCCAGUUGGUUUAUUUUCUCUUGUGUUAUGGUAUGACAUGGAUUCCUAUGGCCGGGAUAUUUUUCCCGGCGCUCUUCUUUCUUCUCAUAAGUAUAAGAGAACACUUGCUUCCCAAGUUAUUCCAUCCCCAACAUCUUCAAGUGCUAGAUGCUUCUGACUAUGAAGAAAUAGUAGCAGCACCUAUACAACAACACUCAAGUUUCGCAUACCGGAAACUAGGGUCUUCUCAUCAUUUAUCAGAAGGUGAAGAUGAAUUCUACGACGCGGAGAUAUUGGAUGAGAUGACUACAAGCAGAGGUGAAAUCAGGAUCCGAACCAUAAGUUUUAAAGAGGUGCACCCGGAGCCUGAAGAGAAGCGUGUAGUAACCUUUGAACCACAUUAAAAACAGAAUCUUUUGUACUUGUUUUUUUGUAUACAAAUGUAUUUGUGCAUACACAUACAUUGACUAUGUUAUAAUUUUUCUUAAAGUGAAACUAUGUUUGCAGCAGUUAUAAUUAACCCUUAGUUUGUCC
Molecule: messenger RNA, 2600 nt
Organism: Arabidopsis arenosa
Lineage: Eukaryota; Viridiplantae; Streptophyta; Magnoliopsida; Brassicales; Brassicaceae
Source: the annotation of a GenBank genome assembly